Molecule: messenger RNA, 2424 nt
Organism: Closterium sp. Naga37s-1
Lineage: Eukaryota; Viridiplantae; Streptophyta; Zygnematophyceae; Desmidiales; Closteriaceae
Source: the annotation of a GenBank genome assembly
AUGACACUUUCAUGCGCGACUUCCCCCCUCAUGCGCGACUUCCCCCCUCAUGCGCGACUUCCCCCCUCAUGCGCGACUUCCCCCCUCAUGCGCGACUUCCCCCCUCAUGCGCGACUUCCCCCCUCAUGCGCGACUUCCCCCCUCAUGCGCGACUUCCCCCUCAUGCGCGACUUCCCCCCUCAUGCGCGACUUCCCCCCUCAUGCGCGACUUCCCCCCUCAUGCGCGACUUCCCCCCUCAUGCGCGACUUCCCCCCUCAUGCGCGACUUCCCCCCUCAUGCGCGACUUCCCCCCUCAUGCGCGACUUCCCCCCUCAUGCGCGACUUCCCCCCUCAUGCGCGACUUCCCCCCUCAUGCGCGACUUCCCCCCUCAUGCGCGACUUCCCCCCUCAUGCGCGACUUCCCCCCUCAUGCGCGACUUCCCCCCUCAUGCGCGACUUCCCCCCUCAUGCGCGACUUCCCCCCUCAUGCGCGACUUCCCCCCUCAUGCGCGACUUCCCCCCUCAUGCGCGACUUCCCCCCUCAUGCGCGACUUCCCCCCUCAUGCGCGACUUCCCCCCUCAUGCACAAGCCGUCCUCCCCUCCCCUGACCUGCGUGGCAGCGGCGGCGCUGGCGGCCAUGGCACAGGGGCCCCCCCUGCUGCCCCCCUGCUCGCCCCCCUGCUCGCCCCCCUGCUGCGCCCUUGCUAGCCCGCCUGCUGCCCCUCUGCUCGCCCCCCAGCUUGCCUCCCUGCUCUUCCCCCUGCUCGUCCCCCUGCUGCUCGCCUCCCUGCUCGCCCCCCUGCUCGCCCCCCUGCUCGCCUUCCUGCUGCCCCUCUGCUCGCCCCCCAGCUCGGCUCCCUGCUCGCCUCCCUGCUGUCCCCCCUGCUCUCCCUGCUCGCCCCCCUACUCGCCCCCCUGCUCGCCCCCCUGCUGCCCCCCUGCUAGCCUUCCUGCUGCACCUCUCCUCGAAUCCCUGCUCGCCCCCCUGCUCGCCCCCCUGCUGUCCCCCUGCUGCCCCCCUGCUCGCCCCCCUGCUCGCCUUGCCCGCCUGCUCCUCCCCCCCAGACCUGCCUUCCUCACCUGCCCCUCUUGCUCUCUUCCUCCCCCCUCUCCUCGGCACUUUCCUGCUUUCUUCAAUCAGCCGCUUAAUCUCUUCUUCAGAGCCCUCGUACGUGCACCCGACAAUACCACCGAAGCCCUUCCCCUCAUCUUCUCCCAGUCCCUCUCCCCCUCCAACCCCCUCUCCCCCUCCCCCGCUCCCUCCUCCUCUCCCUCUCGCAACCUCUUCUCCUCCGCCUCCCCCUCCCCCUCCCCCUCCCCCUCCCUCACCCCCAUCUCCUGCCCCGGAUGGCGGAACCGCGACGUUAACCGCGACGCCAUCAUCACAUCUCUUCGGGACUCCACUCUCGCUUCACUCUUACCAUUAGUUAAACUGCUGUACGGCCUUCCCUCGGCUCUCUGUCUGGACGCUGGCUUCUCACACCCACCUCUGCUGAGCGAGACCGGGGUGCGACAGGGAGAUCCCCUCGGCCCGUUGCUAUUCGCUGCCGCCAUACACCCUGCGCUGACGAAAACAGCGCUCAGCUUCCCCUCCGUGGUCUGUCUUGCCUAUGCGGACGACGUAACCUUUCUUGGAGAUGCAGCCACGUGUGCGGCGGCGUUUGAGGACUUCACAGGGAACCUUGGGGAGAUCGGGCUGUGCCACAACCCAGCCAAGUGCGCAGCCUGGUCUCAGGCAGGCCGGCAGGGAGCAGCGCUACCAGUGGGCGUACCUUUCACUGAAGAUGGGGUGAAGGUGCUUGGCAGCUUCAUCGGUGGCAGCGACGCAACUGCCGCGUUCCUACGUGCCAGCCUCGACACCAUGGGCGGGCCGCUGCCCUUAAUCGCGCGGAUGGAGCCGCAGCUGGCUUCCCUCCUGCUCUCACGGUGCAUCUCACGACGGAUCGCUUACGUCGCCCGCACCACGCCGCUUUCAGCCCUGCCAGUCGAGGAAUGGUCAGACUGGGGUAAAAGGCUGUUUGAGACGUUGCUGACUGCCUGCGGCAUUCGCCACCCACGGGGGGAGGCCGAGAUUUCACGUACCUGGGCGCAAGCGUCACUCCCCAUCUCGCUCGGCGGUUUGGGUCUCACAGACCCUUCGGUGGAGGGACGUGUUGGGUUCCUCGCAAGCUACACGCAAGCACAGCACCUGCUCACCUCCAUUGAUGAGUCGGCUGUCGGCGCCUUGGCGGAAACGCGGAUCCGGAUGGUUUGUUCGACUGCCAGCGGGCAGCCACAACAGCCACAAUGGCAGACAGGGCAGCAGAGCUGGCCCCGGCCCCUCAAGGUGCCUCCGCCCCUCUUCGCCCGCUGGUUCCCCGGUCAAUUUGGGGGCAAGGGGCAGCAGGUGCGUGACCACACCACACCACUUACAGCGUGGCAUACCACACCACUUACAGCGUGA